This is a messenger RNA of Brassica rapa (field mustard), 2468 nucleotides long. Its product is annotated as transcription termination factor MTERF8, chloroplastic-like. NCBI's taxonomy places the organism in Eukaryota, Viridiplantae, Streptophyta, Magnoliopsida, Brassicales, Brassicaceae. Gene Ontology annotation, biological process: regulation of DNA-templated transcription. The record is from RefSeq and is a predicted model, not a curated record. Gene Ontology annotation, molecular function: double-stranded DNA binding.
GGAGAAGAGGAUUGGUCCCGAGGUGUAAAGGUUUGCUUGGAAGUGAAAAGGUACGCAAGGAAGAACGAGGAUACGGAGCUUGUGGCUGAGCUGAUGGCUAUUUUAAGAGGGAGGGAGGGAGGGAGGGAGGGAGGCAUGAGACCCUCUUAAAAAUUCAACCCUAAAGUCUUUCUGGUUAUCUCUUCCUUCCUCCCUCCACUUCCACCAAAGUUGGGACCUCUGGCGAGUUUGAUUUCCGACAAAAUAAGUGAAGUCCUAAAUGAUAAAGAUGAUGCAAAAUGAGUAGUUCCUGAUCGUUGAAUGUGAGAGGUCUUCUGAGUUACAGAAACUGUGUAGUCUGAGUGUAUCAGUGAAGCUCGUAUUCUCUGCUUACUCCAAACACUUCUCCUCCGCAACCACUGUGAGUCGAAAAAGUCAAAACUUUACAGUUUCUUACCUCCGUUAACUCACUCGAUCUCACCACAAAACUCGCAGAGACCAUCUCCAAGGAAGUCAUAUUCGAGGACAAGGGCAAUCCAGAUUCAGUCCUGAGUCUAUUCAGAACUGCAUCUACUAGACGCUGAGACAUUCCUAGCUUCCAAGCUUAAGUUUUUGCAUUCAAUGCAAGGAGCUUGAACCUCCUAGUUCACAUAGAUAGUCUCCACAUUUCCUAAACUCUUGGGUAAAAGAGGCGACAAAACUCUCACAGUUGUACUAUGAUUUGUUUUGAAUAGUCAGAUAUCCAGUUUGGAUAUUUCGGUUACAGAAAACUAUAUAAACCGGUUAUGGUUCGGUUCAGUUUGAAUUUUUUUUAAUUCGGUUCAAUUUUAGUUUCAUUUGGAUUUGGGUCGGUAUUAGACUAUUAGGUAAGUUGUUCGAACCAUGUUUUUGCUUUUCUCCGAUCUUUGGUUUGGCGAGUGAAGAGGAAUCUUGGAGAGUCCAUAAAUUUUCUUCAACUUGUCAUGUCUUCUUCGCUGAUACUCCAUGGAAGAAGAAGGUUCUUCGACUUGCAAAAAUGGCAUCAUUUGAGAUCCGCAGUGCAAAAUGCAUCUGCUUUCUCCUCUGCUGCUGCAAUUGUGAGUCGAAAAGGUCAUAACUUUACGGUCUCUACUUACCUCGUUAAAUCUCUAGGGUUCACCACAAAACUCGCAGAAUCCAUCUCCAGGAAGGUGAGCUUUAACGAAAAGGUUAACCCAGAUUCUGUUCUGAAUCUCUUUAGGACUCAUGGGUUCACAGAUUCUCAGAUCUCCACCAUCAUCACAGGUUACCCACACGUUCUUAUCGCAGAUUCUGAGACUUGUCUUGCUCCCAAGCUUCAGUUUUUAAAGUCAAGAGGAGCUUCAACCUCUGAGCUCACUGAGGUUCUCUCCAAAGUUCCUAAAGUCCUUGUUUCCAAAAAGGACAAAGCUUUAAGCGUAUACUAUGACUUCGUCAAAGAUAUUAUAGAAGCUGACAAGAGUUCCAAGUUCAAGAAGUUGUCUCCUUCUUCUUCUUUGCUGCCACAGGGUAGGAAACAGGAGAACAAGAUGAGGAACAUAACAGUUCUGAGAGAAUUAGGGAUGCCUCAGAAGUUGUUAUUCUCAUUGCUAACAUCCAAUGCGCAGCUUGUAAGUGGGAAAGACAAGUUUGAAGAGUCACUCAAGAAGGUCCUUGAGAUGGGUUUUGAUCCCACCACCACCACCCUUAGUUUUGUUGGAGCUCUGCAUAUGCUUUGCGGAUUGAGCGACAAAACAAUUAAAGCAAGAGUUGAAGUCUACAAAAGGCUAGGCUUUUCAGUGGAGGACGUGUGGGCAAUCUUCAAGGAGUGGCCAAUCUUCCUGGGAUACGCGGAGAAGAAUAUAGCUGACUCUAUUGAGACAUUUCUAGAGCUAGGCUUCAGCAGAGAUGAGUUUGUGAUGAUUGUCAAGCGUCAUCCUCAGUGCCUUGGAUUAUCUGCUGAGUUGGUGAAGAAGAAGACUGAGUUUUUGGUGGAGGAGAUGAAUUGGCCGCUUAAGGCUGUGGUUUCUCACCCUCAGGUACUUGGAUACAGCAUGGAGAAGAGGAUGGUACCGAGGUGUAAUGUAAUCAAAGCUCUCAUGACUAAAGGAUUGCUUGAAAGUGUAUUCCCUUCACUAUCUUUUGUCUUGGCAUGUACCAAUGAGAUGUUUUUAGAAAGGUAUGUGAUGAAGCAUGAUGAUGAUGAGCAGGUUUUGGCUGAGUUGAUGGGUAUUUUCACCAGAGGUCAUGUUUCAACUAAAUGAGCAACUUUAAUGCUUGCUUGUUUUUUAGAUUCAUCUGUGGAUCUUUUUAUGCUGACUAUAGGAAACAUAGAAGUGCAUCUCUUAUAUAUAAAAAUAAGGGAAUAUUUCACAAGUAUGUGAUGAGAGGAUGGUGUUUUCAGUCACUGAUCAGAUACAACAGUGAGCAAUGUUAACCGAUGAAUCUUUUGAUGCCUAACUGUUUAUGAAUAAUGUCUGAAACCCGUUUUGGUAAAUCUCAAUUUGAGUUCG